This is a messenger RNA of Zea mays, 1427 nucleotides long. RefSeq lists its product as uncharacterized. NCBI's taxonomy places the organism in Eukaryota, Viridiplantae, Streptophyta, Magnoliopsida, Poales, Poaceae. Gene Ontology annotation, biological process: regulation of systemic acquired resistance. The transcript has 2 exons. The coding region runs from base 394 to 915 and encodes 173 amino acids. The record is from RefSeq and is a predicted model, not a curated record.
UUUUUUUUUUUUUUGUCGUUGGCGCUUGCAUCAUCCUUCUGGAUGUCGCUGACGGAACGGUCCCGACGGCCGAACGCCACCGCCACACGCUCCACGCCGCUAUGGGAGGAGUAGUUUCUCUCCAUGAGCCGGCCCCCAUGCAUGGAUGCUGCUAACCUCUGGUUCAGUUUUACUGUAUCGUAUAGUAUACUACUACCUGAAUCUGAAUUAGCGCGCACCAUUGUGAUUGUGAGUGAGUGAUGGAUCAACCAAGAAUAGGCCAAUACGAUUCGGCUAGCUAGCUACCACCACCAGCAGCAGCAGCAGCAGGAAGCCACCCAACGCACGCGCACGGCAUUGCUGCUGGAUCAGCCAACCUAGCUACGCGAGUAGUGGCCGUCCUCCUGAAUUCCCAUGGACGGCGACGGCAGCAAACCACGCGGCGGAAAUAAGGCUGCACGGCCCGCGCCAGCCCCCGAUGCCACGCAGCAGCCAGCGUCAUCCGCCGCGGCCGGCGCUGGCGAGAAGGUCGAUGACGGCCGCCAGCAGCCCGUGGCGCCAGUGGACGAGAGCCGCCGCGCUGCGGGCGGCGCCGAGCCGGAGGAGGAGGAGGGGGGCAACCGCAACGACGACGCGCAGGUGGAGAUGUUCUACGCGCUGCUGGCCAACAUCCGGGCAAUGAGGAGGGGCCUGCCGCCGCACGACGUGGCGGCCUCCUCGUCCGUGCGCGGAGGCGGCGGCGACACCGGCGACGACGCCGUACUGGACUCUGCGAGGGAGAAGCGGCUGCGCCUGAGCGCGGACCCGCCGUGGCGACCGGCGUUCAGGAUGGAGGACUUCGAGGAGCCCGCUCCGGCGGCGUGCGAGACGAGGAAGCGGACGAGGGGCACGGGCCACGACGGCCACGGCGACGGCGCGAGCAGCGGGCACGAAUAGACAUAGACCACGUCGUUGCCGCACGAGGCGGUACAGCGAGUCCAACAGUCCGACAGUCCGAUAGCAGGAGGCAGGAGCAGCAGAGACUGGCCGCCGUCCGUCCGGUUGAUCGGUCCCGGUGUGCGAGCUUUCCUUUCUUUCUCGCUGUUGCUGCGCGGUGUACAAUAAAUCAAUAAUACAUUGGCGCCGUCGAACGCACUCGCGCAAGCGCGACAGCUGGUCAGUUUCAAGAAACAAGAGAAAUUGGGACGUGCUGUCGUCUGCUUGCUGCUACGUGCUAGUCGCGGCGAUGCGAAGCCAACCACCGACACGGCGACUGAGACCGUGCAGACUGCAGAGGCACCGGUAAACCAUGUCGGUGGGGUUCACGCGUGCAGUGCAGUAAUAAUCUAUCUAUCUCUUCAUGCCAUUCGCGUCACCUUUUCAGUUGUUCCGCGCUAUAUAAUAGUAGUAAGCUUUAGAUCUGUCAGUCACGAGAAAAGCCUUUCUCAACAGCUGCUAUCGUCCUUUCA